Molecule: messenger RNA, 1458 nt
Organism: Rhododendron vialii
Lineage: Eukaryota; Viridiplantae; Streptophyta; Magnoliopsida; Ericales; Ericaceae
Exons: 4
Coding region: 92-1186 (364 amino acids)
Cellular component (GO): small-subunit processome; 90S preribosome; nucleolus
Source: RefSeq, a predicted model, not a curated record
AAAACUCUGUUAUGUAUAGGUCCUGGGAUUACUGGUUGAAGUAACGGGGGAAGAUUUGAAGGAAGAAUAUAUCAAACGUGUGUUACCAGUAAUGACAAGCAUUUUUCAGUCGGCUGUCGAUGUUUUGAAAAAUAGGCAGCUGGGUGUCUCUGUUGAAGCUACAGAUUGCUCUUGGAAAGGGGCAUACUACUCAUUGAUUUUGUUGGAGAAGAUACUGCAUCAAUUUCAUGGUUUGUGCCUAGCAGGGCAUCUUGAGGAUAUGUGGGAAACAAUUUGUGAGCUUCUGUUGCACCCACAUGUAUGGUUGCGUGGUGUAUUGAACCGCUUGGUGGCCUUUUACUUUGCCUCUGUGUAUCAGGCCGACAGAGCGAACCACGAGAAGUCAUUAGGAACAUUUUUUCUAAUGACACCAAGUAGGCUUUUUCUCGUAGCUGUUUCUCUCUGCUGCCAACUAAAGGCUCUGCUAAUGGAUGGUGCAGCCAGCACCUUAAUUACACAAAACCUCGCCUCAACGAUUUGUGCUCUGCACUCUUUCUUUGUACCAAACGAAUUGGUUGGUGGCGACAGUACAUGGUCAACCCUAGAACACCAUGAGCAAAGUCGUUUCCUUGAAGCUUUCCAGGUUCUUGAUUCAUUAAAAGGAAGAAGUAUGUUUGCAUCCCUUACAUCUGGUUACGAUAAUCAAAUUGCGGAAGAAAAUGGCGAUUGUCACUCUUUGCUGGUCUAUUACUUGCUCAAGAGAAUGGGAAAGAUUGCCCUUCAGACGGAGGCUGUUCAGAUGAAAAUCAUUUUCAAUGUUUUUGAGUUGAUCUCGCCAAAAAUCAUCAAUCCGGUUUCUUCACAAAUUGGCGACGUCCGGGGAUAUGCAUAUCAACUGUUGUUACCAUUGUACAAAGUUUGUGAAGGAUAUGCUGGGAAAGUUAUCUCAGAUGACAUGAAGAAGUUAGCGCAAGAAGCUCUUGAAUGUAUUAGAGAUACAUUAGGGAUGAAUAAUUUCGCACCAAUUUACACCCGCAUCCGAAAAAAUCUCAAGGAGAAGAGGGAUAGGAGGAAGCACAGGGAAAAGCUGAUGCCGGUGGUCAACCCCAUGCGAAAUGCCAAAAGGAAGCGAAGGAUUGCAGAUAAGAAUCGAGCCAACAAUAAACGAAAAGUAGUGACGAUGAAGAUAAUAAAAUGGAGGCAUUAGCAAAAUCAUUUUUUCACAAUGUUGUGCCUUCAUAAUCAGUUUGACUAGAAGCCUUACUUUGUUCGUCACUUGGCUACCCCUUUACAGGAUUGCCUUCAUUUCCUCAUUUGGUGUUCUGUGCAGAGAUAUGUAUCAUAGGCUUCGGUGUUUCACUUUCCCUCGGAACAGGCAAGUUCAUGAAAUUUGGCUGAGGAUUCUAGUUUUGUAACAGGGUAAAUGCAAAAUGGCCUCUUUUGCGUGAUUUUGAUGAAGAGAGAUUUCAUAUGUUUAUA